Messenger RNA from Ectocarpus sp. CCAP 1310/34, 503 nucleotides. The record is from the annotation of a GenBank genome assembly. Lineage: Eukaryota; Phaeophyceae; Ectocarpales; Ectocarpaceae.
AUGGAAGGAACCGCAUGCAUGAUGCGCAGUCUGCUGAACCAUCUCGACAGUAGCCGGCAACACCUCGGCCGAGGGGUCCCACAAGGUUGCACGCUGUCCCCAACAUUGUUCCAGGUGUUCAUCAACGAUCUGUUGGAAGUCGUAGAGGCAGUCCGGAAGGGAGUAAAAGUAGGGGACACGGAAACGUCGGUUUCAGGAAUGCUGUUUGCGGAUGAUUUUGUCGGUAUGUCGGACACCCCUGAGGGACUGCAACUGCAAAUUGACGCGGCGAAGAAGUUUACUGAUAAGUGGAGAUUGUCUGCCAACGUUCAGAAGAGUGCCGUCAUGGUAUGCAACGAGAACAAGGAGGAACCAGUAGAACAUAGAUGGAAGUGGGGGAUCGAGGAGAUUGCAGUAGUGGACCAGUACACAUACCUUGGAGUAGAGAUCGCAAAAGACUGCUCGUGGAAUGCACACAUGUCCAAGGUAGCGGAAAAGGGCAAAUCACGAGCAGGGAAGCUGCA